This is a messenger RNA of Malaya genurostris, 1896 nucleotides long. RefSeq names its product CUE domain-containing protein 2. The record is from RefSeq and is a predicted model, not a curated record. Lineage: Eukaryota; Metazoa; Arthropoda; Insecta; Diptera; Culicidae. The coding region runs from base 225 to 1115 and encodes 296 amino acids. The transcript is spliced from 7 exons.
AUCGUUUUCUACCCAAAAAUAGGUAGCUGCUGAAUAGCAUGUAGCGUUUAUUUGUUUCUCUUGCGCCGGUAUGAUUGAGUGUUUGAGCUUUUUAAAGUUAAAUCUUCAAUUUUAUGGUGAGCAAUUGGCAGGUUUCUUGUGACAGACUUUUAAUAACACUGGUUUUGAGAUUUUACAUGAUAAUUAUUAAUUGAAGAUCAAAACAACUCACAUAUAAAUUGACGAUGUCGAAUAUUGCUCAGCAGCACGAUCUAGUGAAAAACAGCCUCUUUCAGUUUAUUAAUACGCACAUUCCUGGAGCUGAUUUGGGUAUCGUAGACGAUAUUGUAUUGUCCUAUGUAACAUCAAUCUUAGAGGAAGCUUCUCAAGAUCCGUGUUUCGAUGUUGAAGGUUUCAUCGAAAUGAUGUCUGCUUAUUUCAAUGAUUUCGCCAAUAUUGAAUCUUCAAUUGUUUGUACAUGGAUAUUUCAACUAGAGAAUCAAUUGUCUAAAAAAGAUAGCGACAACUGCGAUGCACAGUGUUUAUCUAUAAACUCACUGAGUCUUGCUGAUAUAUUACCAGAAGAAAAACUACUUGGCCGUCAAGCUUCUAUAUCUGAAUUGGAAAGUGCAUAUGGCGGAGGACAACCUAAGCGUGUUCAACAUUUGUCCGAAACUAGUGACGCCGGUUCGACGGACAGUUCCAACUGUGAUCUUUUUAAUGAAGAGUGUGAAGUUUUGCAAGAGAUGUUUCCAGAAAGCUCAAUCAUUGAGGUAAAACAUUGUAUUCUUAUCGCUAAUGGAGAUGUAGAUCGUGCAACCCAAAUUUUACUUCAUCGACAAGAAGCUGGACAAAGCCUGAAGAGUAAUUCUAACAAUUUGCAAGGCAAUAAAGUACUUCCUCAAAUUGACGAAACUGAGCUUAAAAAUAGGAUCAUUUCCAGAUAUUCGUAUGUUGACAAAGAAGAUCAUCGAGAGUAUAAACCGGUCGCACCGAAAGUGGAACCGAAAAAAUUAAUUCGUUACAGAGACAAUAAGAUUGUAUCACUUAAAGGCGAACGUUAUACUGAAGUUUCGCGUCGUGGAGGGGAUGAGGAAACAGAGCUCAAAAAGCCGAAAAAACAGAUUUGUCCGUAACUAAAAUGGAUACUGCUGCUGAUGCUGUCCACGUGUACUGCAAUAGUUUUAAAAUAUAGUUGUAGUUACGAUUUGCGACAGAAACAUCAAUUUCAACGACUUAUAUUUGUCGUAACUGUAGUAAUCAUUCCCACCAUAAUUUUUCUCAAACCCUGUAAUCAAUUUAAUAGUGGUAAAAACCACCAGCAGCAAAAGCAAAAUAAUUUGGAGACUAGUAAUUGUAUUUUGAGUGCGCAAUACUCUUACUCAAGAGUACAUACGCUAAUUAAACCUGAAUGUCCAUUUAUGCGUGAUAUGUUAUUAGAAAGUAGUAAACUAAACGUACUAAUGCCACCUUCGAAUGUUCUUUACACUCCGUUGGUUCUCGGAACUAUUAUUAUGCCUGAAAGACUUUACUUAAACAAUAUAUUUUUUACGUAUUCCAUCAUUUAUUUUAUUUUUUUAUCCAGUCAAAGAGAGCAAGUAAUCUCAUUUUACUUUUUCUACAGUACUAGGUUUAUAAGUUCCUUUGUAAGUUUUCAUAAUUUACAUAUAUUAUUUAUUCUAAUAACAUUUUUGGUACUUAGUUUAUACUUUGUAAUUGUUAGCUUUAAGUAUUUUUUACCAAACCGUUUUCUUAUUCUUUGUCGUUCACGAAUACACGAAUGCACUCUUAGGUUUUGCUCAUAAUCCUGAUUUUAUCCGAAACUCGAUGUCUUAUUUAUAAUACCUCAAACAUUAAUUUAGUUUAUUUCAAAAGAAACAAAUAAAUACAUACUGCUGAGCGCUGUUAUACUUGUCA